Synchiropus splendidus (mandarinfish) is the source of this 5354-nucleotide messenger RNA. Its product is annotated as TOG array regulator of axonemal microtubules protein 1. Gene Ontology annotation, cellular component: cilium; cytoplasmic microtubule. Lineage: Eukaryota; Metazoa; Chordata; Actinopteri; Syngnathiformes; Callionymidae. The coding region runs from base 350 to 4708 and encodes 1452 amino acids. The record is from RefSeq and is a predicted model, not a curated record. Gene Ontology annotation, molecular function: microtubule binding. The transcript is spliced from 23 exons. Gene Ontology annotation, biological process: microtubule cytoskeleton organization.
GCGCACAGUUUGCUUCAUGUAUUCGCCAUUUUGGUUUCUCGCUCCGAGUGUGUGGCCGCUACUCCCUGAUACAACCUCUCCAGCUCCCCGAAAUCUACACGCUCGCGCGCAGACACACAACAGAGAGGCACCCGGAGAAUAGCGGCUCGACACGAACCAACAGUUUGGGCAGCAGACGAGUGUCGACGAGGGAGAAAGACCAAUUCCACACCAGGAGGGUUGUUCCUCAACAUCAGGCCUUCAGGAUGAAAGCAAACAGAAGAAAAGGAGACCAUUUCUUCUUCCCACGGAUUGAAUUUGACUUUUCAUAUUCUCAACUUUGACCUCCCUGAUUCCUGGAAAGUCAAUUAUGAUUCUUGGAUUGAUCUCUCAGGAGUUACACGAGCGACUCCUGGACCAAAGAAGCUACCAGAAUCGAAUAAAUGGGGUGGAGGAGUUGAAACGGAUCCUCUCUGAUGUGGAUAUGAAGUCUGUCGCGCCAAGCAGUAUCGAGGAGUUGAUACAUUUCCUUCCGCAUCUUCUGGAUGACAUCAACUUUAAAGUGUUGUAUGGGGCGUUGCAGGUUCUAAACCUGCUUGUUCAGAAGCUGGACACAAGUGUGGAAAGGUACAUCAAACAUAUAAUAUCUGUGGCCCUGAAGACUCUUGGUGGCGCUCACGCCAUCAUGAGGAUUGAAUACAUGUCUGUGUUCAGGCAAGUAAUGAAGUCUGUUCCUCGCCAGCAAGUAUUAGAUCUGAUCUUGGGCAGCUUGAAGCACAAAAGCUCGAGGGUGCGGGAAGAUGUUCUCAAUAUCAUCAUCGCAUCCAUGCUCACUCACCCGAGGAGUGAUUUUGACAUCCUGAAGCUUUGUUUUGAAGUCGCGCCAUUACUGGCAGAUGGUAAAAGGAAGGUCCGUCACGCGGCUCUGGAGCUCUUCGCUGUCUUCGAUCAUUGCCUUGAGACCGGGAAAAAACAGCCUCUAAUGAAAGCCGUGGAUAUGGUGGAACUGAACGAGGACGCUGAAGGACUCAUGUCUGCUGUGCAAGCAAGACGAGCGAGACACAUCCUCCCUAGACUUAAUUCAGAUGGGAUAGUCGUAUAUGGGCUGGUGGUGCCCAAACCGGGGCAGCGGGGCUCCCCUCAGUGCAGCCCGGGACCCGAUCUGGACUGGGUGAUGAACGGUGGGAGGGUCAGCAGUGCAAGAAGUUGUAGAACUGAGCCGGACUAUGACUCAUUGCAUGGUUACGGCCGACUAGGUUUGUCCAGUGAUGACCUUCCGUCGAAAAGAAGGAUCGUCAGUGCAGCAAAGGGGAAGAAGAAGCUCCCGUGGGACACACCGAGCUUCUCAUCUGAAAAUCACUGGCAAACAAGUAACCCCAACGGAAGGUGCUCGGAACAGGUGGCCUGUGAAGAUGUCCGUCCGCUUUCUCAGAGUCCAGAGGUCUAUAUACCGAGUUUCAGUUGCACUGAGCCACAGAAGCCCCAGUCUUUUCGAAGAAAGGAGUCGCCAGCUCGCCUGAGAAGAAGUGGGAGCCUUAAUUUGGACGCUGAUGUCCUGAACACCAUCAGCUUCACAGACUCUGAUAAUACUACCAAGGCUCGCCUGCUGUCGAGGAACCCGAGCGUUGAGCGGACCUUUUCUCUUCCAUCCAACUCUACAACGUCCAGCUCUUUCCUUUUGCCUUCAUACCCUUUGGCGGCCCUGCCUGGAGGAGCCUUCACCCCGACACUCUCUCGCCGCUUCGCCGACUCUUCGCUCUCUAUGUCCAACACGUGGCCCAACAAGAGAGAGGCCAGUCCAAACCAGCGAGACCCCAGCCCUUGGAGAGACGCCCCCCGUGGGGAUGUUUCUAGCAAAGGCUCUCCCAGAACUAUCCACGCAUCUCUCACAAGCCCAUCUCUACGACGCGCUCUAAAUAGCAGUAGAACCCACAUGUCCAUCUCACCCGGAUUGCCUUCUUCAGAGCCGACCUCGACCCAUAAUUCCUCAGGAAGUCCUGAGGGAAAGCAGCAAGUCAGUGACCUUCGCCUGGAGUGUGAAGAGGAGGAUAGUUUAGACUUGCAGGAGAUGAUGAACUCCCUGCGCUCGCUGCACAGCAGCGCUGCGAAGAAGCGGGCCAAAGCCAGCCUCAGCAGUUCGGACCUGGAGUUGGAUCCAGACAGCCCUGACUCAGCUGUGAGGCUGGAUUUGAGUGUGGAGUCUCCUCUGCACGCGUCCAGGACACUCACCAACUCUGCCAGUGAGAGUGGCCUCUCCAGUCUGAGCUCGGUGGUGAACUCCAGCACCAACGGCAUGAGAACCAGCUCCAGAAGCUCCUCAGGAGCGAAGCCUCCUGUUGCGAGAGUGCCUUCUGCCAAACUGAGGUCCUGUGUGUCCGUGGACUUCAGUAGCCUUCCUGGAUUGACUCAAAGGAACCAGCUCUCCCCUGAGGUUGGCAUUGUUGGACAGUGGGUCGCAAACGGGAUGACGAAAGAUGCACCAUCACCCCCUCCUGUCAAACCUGCCUUAGUCGAACCUUUCAGAACUCUUAAAGGAUCUCAAAGCAGCCGGAACUCGCCAGCCUCCGACAUGCCUGAAGGAGUGGUCGGAAGAGGCAUGUUUGGUGUCGCCCUGUCUUCCAGUCCUACAGGUCUGGCCCUGUCACAUGAGCGGGCGGAUCCAGUGUCCAAACACCUCACUGGGGUCAACGAUCCAGCCAUCAGCCUCCGAGACAGCGAUGACAUGCCACGUUUAGAUGAGGGAAAGGAGCGAGGCAGGAGGGUGAGUCGGGAGAAGAGGCAGCAUCUGGAGCAGCCGGAUGAAAGGGUGGCUCAAACCGAUCAGACGCGAGAGAAGAUCCGUCACCGAGUGAGACAGAUGCUGUCAGACUCUCCGACUGACGAUGAGAGGAUGUUCAUCAUCAAAGACCUGCAUCUGAACGGCAGCAGAAAAGAACCUUCCCCCAUGUCUCCCCUGAGCUCCGCCAGUCCAGUCAGUCCACUUGAAUCCCAAAGCACGACCAAGUGCUUCACACCCCCACACCAGCCUAGUCCCCCGACUCUUCCUCCGAACCCACAAAACAGAGCCCGUGUUCGGAGGCCUCCCAGUCUAAACAGGAGCCAGCCUGCAAUGUCGCAGAGCUCAGAUGAGUUUUCUGCUGCGACGACCAGCCUGAAGAAGAACCUGUCGGAUCCUGCUGAGCUGGGUCCAGUUUCCAAACCUGACCAGGUCCUCACACAGAGCUUGGACCUGCUGAACUCUGACGACUGGGAGAAGAAGAUUGAAGGUCUGACGUUGCUGCGCUCUCUGGCCCAGUUUCACUCAGACACUCUCCAUGGGAGACUUCAUGACGUCUGUUUGGCAUUAAUUCAAGAGGUGAAGAACCUGCGCUCAGGCGUGUCCCGGGUGGCUGUGUGCACUCUGGGUGAUUUUUACAAGCACCUGCAGAAGACGAUGGACCAGGAGCUGGAAGGAACUGUGAAAGCUUUGCUGCAGAAAACGGGCGAGAGCAACACCUUCAUCCGCCAGGAUGUGGACGCGGCAUUGGAUUGCAUGGUGGAACACUGCACCCACACGCGCUGCAUUAAUGCGCUGAUCUUCGGGGGACUCGGGCAUCUCAACACCGUGGUGAGGAGGUGCACCGCCCAACAUCUGGACACUCUGGUGCAGAAAGUCGGAGCUGCUCGUCUUCUUUCUGGAGGCAAGGAUCUGUCUGACAAGAUCCUGCCUGCAGUCACUAAGCUGGCCCAGGACUCGUCACAGGAGCCCAGGUACUACGGCCGUCGGAUGCUCCUCUUCUUGUCCUACCACCCUGACUUUGACAAGAUCCUGGAAAAAUACAUACCUGCCAAAGAGCUGCCAACUGUCCGAGACACCGUCUUCACUCUCCAAACAAAGGGUCUUACUGAGAUGCCUCAGAACACGCAGUCUGCAAGAGGCAGACGGUCACUUCCAGGGAGCGGAACAGUGAGGGCAUCGUCGCUCACGAGAGAACCAGUGAACCGGGAGUCUCACAGCAACUACACCAACAGGACACAGGCCAGGAGCAUUGCAGACAAGACUGAAUACAUCAGUCAGAUCUCCGGUCUGCUGAGCUCUAAAGACUUCAGGGAGCGGAUCAAGGGCAUCGAUCAGCUGGUGGCCGACUGCAAACACAACCCCAACAUGGUCAUCAACAGUAUCUUCCCUGUCUUUGACGCCUUCAAAGGGAGACUGCAAGAGUCCAACAGCAAAGUCAACCUUUGUGCCCUGGAGUCGCUUCCAAAGAUCAUCAUCCUGAUGAAGGACAACCUGUCUCAAGUGGUCAACUUGCUGGUCCCGGCCAUCGUCGACAAUCACCUCAACUCCAAAAACAACGCCAUCUACUCUGCUGCUGUUGGAGCCAUCAAUGCACUUAUCUCGAACAUCGACAACAUCUUCCUUCUCCAGCCAUUCUGCACCAAAGCUCGGUUCUCAGGUGGAAAAGCUAAAGUGGAUCUCAUCGAAAAGGUGGCAGAGUUGGUACCCAAGCUCUACCCGAACAAGCCGCAGAUGGUGGAGCAGAAAGUUCUUCCUCUUCUCUGGUACCUCCUGGGUUCCUCCUCGCACAGCGGCAACAUCCACAGCCGCGGGGGCACCAUCCGUGCCGCCGUCACCAACCUGUGCCAAGCCCUCUACGCCCAGAUGGGGCCCGGCUUGGCCGAGUGCGCCGCCUCGCAGCCCUUAAACGUCCACAAGAGCUUGAACGACCUUCUGAGGAACUUCUCCUGAAAACAUGUCGGACGCUGACUUUAUACUUGAAGACGGAGAUGUUCCACAUUUCUUAUCGUGCCUGCACUUUUCAAAUCAUCAAGUCCUUAAAGAUUAGGAGCUUUUUAUUCUUGUCUCAGUGAUAUUUCUCUGGUACACACACUUGCUCUCUUUGCACUUUGACUUCAUCAUGACCCAAACAUGUACUGUAGACUAAUCGAGACACUUUUUGCGGAAUGUAAUGUGAAAUGCACAAAAUUAAGAGAGACACAGAGCUAACAAAAGUUUAUAUUUUGUUUUGUCAAAUGUGACGUGAUAUUUUUCAAAUGUUUUGUGCAGUUUUUAAGAAUUGUGACUCGAGAUCAACAAGGUACAGAUGAUUGUUUGUACAGCUGCAGUGUGUAUUUGCACAGUAUUUGCUUCGUAUGUAAACGUUUGCUUUGUGAUGACACAGUUUUCUUUUAUCUAUGGUGGAUUUUUUUAAAUUUCUUUGCAUGGUGUAAUAUCAAAACAGGAGGCAUAUGAAUAAUGUGUAUAUGCCCGGAUUGUCAUUGUGUUGCAUUAUGGUGCCAGUCUUCACGUAGCCUUUUAACUCUUUGAUUUUUAAAUUAUAUAGGUCUUGUCUAUGAACAAGAGCAAAGAUAUAUUGAUGUAAAUAUAUAAAAUA